AUGAAUACCAAUAACGGUCAGGGUAACAAUAAUAACAACGGCGGCGGUGGCGGCAGCGGCGUCGGCGGCGGUGGAAAUAAUAAUUUCCGGAAGUACAAACGGGUUACAGCGGGUAACCCGUCGAACCCGAAAACCAAAAAACAGUUGGAAAACGAACUGAACCGGCAGAGGAGCUUUUUCGUCAACUGCAGCCCUCAAAAUUCGUCCGCUGCUCGUCACAGCAACACGCAAGAGGUACCUGGAGGCUAUUUGAAUAGGAGUAACAGCAGCGUUUUAGGACAAAAGAAACAUCCCACGCUUGCGAUCUAUCGUCCGCCGAGUGUUCGAGGUGACAUAAAUAAUAACAGUGAUAAUGUAUAUGUAGCCAACGGUCCGCAGAAAUCAAAAAACGUCCAAGAUGCAUCAGACACAUCUGAGGACAGCAGUAAGCUGAACGUGCACGCCAAAGAGUUCUCCUUAGAACGUUCCAAUACCGCUCCUCAGUCCAUAGCGAAUGGCGUAAAACCAGAAGGAAUUCGACACAGCGCUGGUACGGCACUGUCAAGAUCGAGGACAUUCUAUACAAACGGUGAUAUCAAACCUAAUAGUCCAAAGAAAAGUUAUGAUUACAAGAAUAAUUUUGCAUAUAAGAAUAAUUUUCAACAGAUGAAAUAUAUACAACAAAAAGAUACUCAGGGUCCAAAAGUGCAAUUCAAAGACCCUAAACCGAAAUCGAAACCUAUAAUGAACGACCAACCAAAUAAAUGCGUGGUGGAUUCAAAGAAUGACUUCGGUCUUAGAAGAUCAAAAACCUAUAACGGUCCGGACAGCAAAUACUACCAUAAUACUUCAGAUGAAACACGUACGUCGUGGAAAUGUCAACCUAAUGAAUUUUGCGUAAAAGACUUAAACUGUUUUCCCGAAGACAUAAACGAUAUGGCCAAACGCAUAGUAAAAGAUACAAAAAACUCGCCAACAAAAGAUUUAAUGCUUUUGGCAUUGAAAAUAAUUGAACACGUGGUUAGCAACCAAGAUGCUAUGAAGCCUUCGGUGAAUUUAUCCCUCUACAUAAUUGAGAGAGAUACAAGAGACACUUACGUGAAUAUGAUCAUCAACACCAUUCAAUUGUGGUUCGUAAAACGAGAGAAACUUUUACAACCACCAAGAUUUUUUUCAUACGCAACAUUCGUACUGCAAAUGUACAAAGGAAUGAAACUGAAUAAGGUGUUAUCAAACAGAAUGGAGAAAGAGGUAUAUUCUCGUAAACAAGCUCUGCUAAUGUUGUUGUUUAAAAUUUGCGAACACUGUUUAACGCCCAGCAAGGAGAAGAACACGAUUGAAGAAGUCGAAUGUCUAUUCAACAUCGUGGACGGCAUUGGACGAGACCUGGAACAAGAGGUCCCGGACACUUUGAAACAACUGUACGUGUCCAUCAGGGACGUGAUGCUGACCCGAGACUGUUCGGCGUCCGUGAAAAAGACCCUUCUCCAUCUGAUCGAACUGAGAGCUUCGCAAUGGGUCCUGCCGCCUUCCACGUUACAUUACUACAACUCGAAACCGAACAUUUAG
Molecule: messenger RNA, 1548 nt
Organism: Macrosiphum euphorbiae (potato aphid)
Lineage: Eukaryota; Metazoa; Arthropoda; Insecta; Hemiptera; Aphididae
Source: the annotation of a GenBank genome assembly